AUGGCCUAACCCCAUUAACACUGUCUAUAUGAUGGUCAUUAGAAUAGUGCCAUAUUGGGAGUUUGUCUCAAUGCAUCGUGUUAGAAUAAAAAACCCUAUUGUCAUCAUUGCAUUUCUUAAUAUCAUUCAUCACACGUCAAUGAUCUUAAAAAUUUUGACCAACUUAAAAUUUGGUCUAAUUAGUUGAAUUAAUCUUACUAAGAAAUCUAGAGUACAUCUUAGGAAAUCUAAAAACAUUUAUUGACCUUGGCAGACUAAAUGAAAGGCUUGUAUGUAGACCCCAACAUCAACUUCUCUGAAUGUAAUUUAACAGACUUAGAACACCAUGUCUUGAAAUUGAUUAACAUCCAAUAAUUAUCGAAUUCUCUUUUACUUUCAAAUCUUUAAGAAAUCAACUCGAAGAUAAAUUUUGCGAAAGCUGGAGAAAGUCAAAUAAAAGGCAGCGCAUUAUAACUAUCUCUAAUUCAAACUAAUUCUUAAUCAAUUAUAGAUAAUACCUCUGCAAAUUCUAUUAUUAUAUAACCUGCGAAUCAUACUAAUUUUCGUUUCUCUGAGUAGCUAACCUUCAAAGGUAUCGCAAUUCAAGAGAACGGAAAGAAAGCCGUAUGCACUGGAUUAGAAUGGGGUUUUGCAUUGUGUGAACCUGCCAUUCCUAAAUGUGGGAUUUCAAGAUUUGUUUUUUAAGUAUCUCACAGCAAUGUAUGUAACAUAUAUGUUGGCGUAUGCCAUAAAGAUAAAAUUAUUCAAUCUAAUUAUUCUCCUAUUUCAUUUUAAUAAUUAGGUCAUGGCGCUUACCUUAUUUUUAGUACUGGUUUAAUACUAUCCCAUUUGUAAGCUGAAAUUAACUAUUAAUUUAAAGGAUUCUCUUAUUCAAAUAAUGAUAUAAUAAUUAUGGAAGUUGACAUGAAUAAAUAACAAAUUCUAUUCACUCAUCAAUAAAAGUAAUAAUAAAUUGCUAUGAAGUUAGAUGUUACAUAAGACCUAUAUCCAUAUGCAGAAUUAUGUGUUAGUUCGUCCAUUUAAAUCAUUUAGGUUUGA
Paramecium tetraurelia is the source of this 1038-nucleotide messenger RNA. RefSeq lists its product as uncharacterized. Lineage: Eukaryota; Ciliophora; Oligohymenophorea; Peniculida; Parameciidae. The record is from RefSeq and is a predicted model, not a curated record. The transcript is spliced from 2 exons.